UCUUUACUUGAAUUUGGAAUAGUCAACACCUCAAAAAAAUCACAAAAUGUGCUGUUUAACUGAUUGUCUGUGUUCGUGUUUUGUUGUUUGGCCAGCUUUGAUAGGAGUAGCUGCCUAUUUGAUCAGGAAAGUGAAAAGUUAAAAGUCAUUUAUAAUUCAAUUAUAAUUUAAUGCGUACUGAAUUUAUUAGGCAGUACAUGCAAGGUGGAAAGUUCGAGAAACAAACUGAUGAAACCGGCAAGGUUGUGAUUGUAACCGGUUCGAACACCGGCAUUGGCAAGGAGACGGUCCUGGAAUUGGCUCGCCGUGGAGCCACUGUCUAUAUGGCAUGUCGGGAUAAGUCGAGAGCAGAACAGGCUAGAUUGGAGGUUAUUAGGGAAACCAACAACCAGAACAUUUUCUUCCGCGAACUUGAUUUGGCUUCUUUGGAUUCCGUUCGCAAGUUUGUCGAUGAGUUCAAGAAGGAGCAAAGCAAACUGGAUAUUCUCAUUAACAAUGCAGGAAUAAUGCAUUGUCCCCGCAUGUUGACAAAGGAAGGUUUCGAAAUGCAACUGGGAGUCAACCAUAUGGGUCACUUUUUGCUAACCAAUUUGCUGCUCGAUCUGCUAAAGAAAUCUUCGCCUAGCCGCAUUGUGAACGUUUCUAGCUUGGCGCACGUUAACGGAACUAUCAACUUUGAUGAUUUGAACAGUGAGAAAUCUUACUCGCCACGCAAGGCCUACGGCCAGAGCAAAUUGGCCAACAUACUCUUUACUCGGGAGUUGGCCAAACGCUUGGAGGGAACUAAUGUGACUGUGAAUGCUCUGCAUCCUGGUGUUGUUGAAACAGAACUGAUUAGGCAUGUGCCGAUAUUCAAUAACCCCAUUUUUGGCUUCCUUAUAAGCCCAUUAAUCUGGCUGAUCUUCAAGACUCCCAAGAAUGGCGCACAAACCACAUUGUAUGCAGCUCUUGAUCCUGAUUUGAAUGGUGUAACUGGAUUGUACUUCAGCGACUGCAAGCCCAAGGAAGUAUCUGCUGCUGCGAAGGAUGCGAACGCCGCCAAGCGAUUGUGGGAGGAGAGCGAGAAGUGGACCAAAGCUAAAUAG
Messenger RNA from Drosophila nasuta, 1085 nucleotides. RefSeq names its product retinol dehydrogenase 13-like. NCBI's taxonomy places the organism in Eukaryota, Metazoa, Arthropoda, Insecta, Diptera, Drosophilidae. The transcript has 4 exons. Bases 171 to 1085 code for a protein of 304 amino acids. The record is from RefSeq and is a predicted model, not a curated record.